Phoenix dactylifera (date palm) is the source of this 1271-nucleotide messenger RNA. RefSeq names its product protein FLX-like 3. The record is from RefSeq and is a predicted model, not a curated record. Lineage: Eukaryota; Viridiplantae; Streptophyta; Magnoliopsida; Arecales; Arecaceae.
UCUCCUCCUUCCCGUUCCCCAAACCCUCCCAUCCGUGCCCUCAGCGGAAGGACGGGAAAAGGGUAGAACUACGGGGAGUAGCGGUCGGUGGUUCCGGCGGUCGGAGAGCGGCAAUUAGCGGCAGCCGUUGCUCUCGCCGACGGUGUCAGCUCGAGAUUAUCUAUGGCUGGAAGGAAUCGUAUCCCCCGUUACCCUAUAAAUAAUGAGCCACAUGGCUUCCACGAAGGGCCUCCACCCCCUUUCCCCCGAGUACAUGGAUCCAUGCCUCUACACCCUAUUGAGGAGGAACUCGCAAUGCAACAUGAUGAAAUUAGGAGGCUUCUUGCUGAUAAUCGGCUUCUUUUUGAGGAAAAUGUGGCUAUUAAGAGAGAGAUGGCUGCUGCUAAAGAAGAGCUCCAUAUGUUGAGUCAGGCCAUUCCUAAGGUCCGGGCAGACAAAGAACUUGAGGCUAGGGAAUUAAUCCAGAAUGGUCUGAAGCUAGAGGCUGAGCUUCGUGCUCUUGAACCUCUGAAGGCCGAGGUACUGCAACUGCAGUCCGAAGCACAGAAGCUGGAAGCUUUGAAGCAAGAGAUGGCUGCCAAAGUUCAAAGUUUGUCGCAGGAUCUGAAACACUUGCAGACUGAGAACCAGCAAGUGCCCACCUUGAGAGCUGAAAUCGAUGGCCUACGUCAGGAGCUUAUUAGAGCCAGGACGGCGUAUGAGUAUGAGAAGAAGGCAAAUUCUGAGCAGAUAGAACAGAGGCAAGCAAUGGAGAAAAACCUUGUUUCCAUGGCUCAAGAGCUUGAGAAGCUGAGGACAGAGCUGGAGAGGAGAUCGAGGGGACCUGGUGCUGGGGCUUAUGGAAUUAUGAACCGCAGCCCUGACAUGGGCUACCCAGGUGUUUUUGGUGAUGGCUAUGGUGGUGAGAAAGGCCGUUAUGGCACUGGUCCUUGGGCAUCUUAUGAACAGCAUGGUCUUCCUCGCUACUGAGGUGUUCCAUCCUUCUUCCAAGUCAUUAAGACCUUGCUUUUGUUUUUUGGAGCUAUGAUUUAGCAACGAUUCUGCUCUGUGCAUAUAAUCUAAGUUUAGGAUUUAUGGUUCAUUUUAGAGAGAGACUUAAAUUCUCAACAAUGUAGAAGAAACUGUUUUGGACGACCUUAGUGGAGAUGCACUUGUAUCCUUUGUUAUGGUGGCUUACAUUUAUGUUUUCUUCCCCUUUUCCUAACCAUAAAGUUGGAUAGAACCAUGGAUGUUGAUAGACCUUGGAACACAACCGGCACUCAUUGGGGUAA